Messenger RNA from Aspergillus pseudotamarii, 819 nucleotides. RefSeq lists its product as uncharacterized. Bases 1 to 819 code for a protein of 272 amino acids. The transcript is spliced from 4 exons. The record is from RefSeq and is a predicted model, not a curated record. NCBI's taxonomy places the organism in Eukaryota, Fungi, Ascomycota, Eurotiomycetes, Eurotiales, Aspergillaceae.
AUGGGAGACGUCAUACCAGAAAUUUGGAGGGCUUGCAUCCUUGGCCAAUUGAUUCGGUACGUACUUAACGAGGGACAUCGUGCAUGUGCUGAUUGCAUCAAGGGAGAGCUUCUGCGACAAGGUACAACAGAAACGGCACGCUUAACUGCUGUGAAAUAUCUAACGGCGUGCAGAACAACAAUUCGACUUGCACUAUCAAUUAUUUCAGGGAAAGUUGCCUCAUGCGUUGAUCCAGAGUCCUCGAACUGUACUGGAUAUAAGAACUGGAGUUGGUCAUUGGGCGAUGGAAUUUGGCCGCUGGCAAACGUCCAAUCCAUUGUCGAUAGCUUCCUCAGACCACUCUGGCACCAGGCCUAUAAUCAAGUUGAUCUUAUUCAUAUAGGGGAGCUUCACGGAGAUGUCCAGCUCUUGAGACACAUCUUGAUGGGAGCGUAUGAUGUUCGGUUUGAAGAUCCAAACGGGGAUACAGCUCUCCAUCGGUUAUAUCGUGAUAUGAGAAGCGCGUAUGAAAAGUCGGGUCGCUGCUUGGACCUUCCUUCAAAGUAUGCAUCAGAGGUAAAGCGCCGCGGGUUUGUUCACGUGGCAGAAAGGGCCUACGUCCUUCCAUUGACCACCAGGGGUAAUAUUGAUCUGUUGAACAAUAUCAUUGCAAACUGGGCCGACGGAUUCGAAGCAUACAGCUUAGAGCUUUUAAUAACGGAGCUUGGAAAGCGGUACCUGGAAAUUUUCUCUGGUUAUGCGUCUGCCCGCCAAUCGCUGCGAAAAGGAGUGGAUGGAUAUCUAGAAAUCCGGAUGGUAGCGGAGUCCUUGGCUUCUUGA